UGUGUGUGUGUGUGUGUGUGUGUGUGUGUGUGUGAAGGCGCCACGUCGGCAGAACCAGCAGGGUGAAAAAGAGACCUGCGUAGCUCUGCCUGUAACUGUGAGAGAGGAGAAGUUAGAAAGCAGCAGAUUUAAUGCGAUAAACGAGGAGAAGUAAAACCGUCAGCAGUGUUUCACACACCCAGAGAGAGAGAAACAGACAGAUAGAGAGCAGUUUAUUAAUCUACAGCAGAGUUUGGCUCGCAGGCUGAAACAGGAGCUGCACCAUUCUCAAGUUUCUCUGCUGCCAGGUGUGUUUGUGGGAGAGACACUGGGAACAAUGGUGAAGAAUGUGAACAGCGUUAACGUGGAGCCCCAGCCUGGGACCAGCGUGGCCUCGGACGAAGCCGAACCCGCCUACAGUCAGCCUGCAGAGGACUCUGGUAAGGACCAUGUGGCACCCGCCCCUGGCAUGAUGUGGCGGGUGACCGGCGGCCUCUUCAACGUCACCAAGGGCGUCGUGGGUGCAGCUGUGGGCGGGGUGGCUUGGGUGGGUGGCAAGAGCCUGGAGAUCACCAAGUCGGCUGUGACCACGGUGCCCUCUGUCGGGGUGGGGCUGGUGAAGGGCGGGGUGUCGGCCGUGGCCGGCGGCGUCUCCACGGUGGGUUCGACGGUAGCCAGCAAAGUCCCCUUCACAGCCAAGAGGAAAGACAAGGCUGAGUGAAGAGGAUGAGGAGGAGGAGGAUGGUGAAGAUGAUAAUGAUGAUGAUGAUGAUUAUGAUGAUGAUGGACUUGCCCCACCCUGAGCCAACAAGAGAGGCUGUCAGCUGAUCACUGUCUGCCAAUCAGACUUUCCCACAGGGUCCACAGUUGCCUUCUGAUACCUUUCUCGGUCUUGAACAUAGUUUUUCUCGCCACCACACCGAGAUCGAGACUUUUUCAUGCAAAUACUAUGUUCAAUACCAUAAAAUUCAGUAGUACUGCGAUACCAUGGCAACCCAGAACACCAGCAAAGAAACAUUAAGUCACCAAAAUGCUUCAUAUAAAGUCCCUCAUGUGACCUGGACUGGGUUUUGGAUGGCUCCAGGCAGAUUACAUGGACUGGAAUCCACAUCAACACGUGGUGGACUUGAAUAUUUUUAUCUGUUUACGAUUCAGACCGAGGCUGCUCCAGCCUUCUGUCUUCUCUCUCUUUACAAUCUACACACAUUUGGUGAAAUGUUUCUGAAUUAAAAAUGCUGAUUUUUAGUCUUUUUUUUUUUUUUUUUUUCUUUUUUUUUGCGAUGGUAUUGAAGUAAUAUUGAAGUCUGUGUGAUAAGAAUAGUGCGUGUUUGAGGAAAAAUAAAACAUUUCAGCGUCGGAGGCGAAGGAUCAGCAGCGUUCUUCAGUCUGACCUUCUUUAUCGUUUGGAAGAGCCCGAGGCGGUGUUUGUUUUUACCCAGCAGCUUUGGAUCUGCAUGUAGGAACAAUUCUCUGAAAUGCAUAUCUGAAGACUGUAGACACACUCACAAAAACACCAACGCUGGGCUCAGGUCUUUUCCACAGCUACAUUAUUGUUGAAAUGUUUUGUUUUCCGUAUGUAUGAAAUGUUAAAAAAAAUGCUGUUUCGGACAUUUAAAGUUGAGUUUUAAGACUUAAGAAGAACAGUUUCAGCAGCUUUUGUUUCAUUGACGGUUGUGUGAGAGGGGAAAAAGUGCCCGAUGUUGUCUGAACUGGUCAGUCUCUACCUGAGGGUUAACACUGAACCUGGGCGGAGGCAACAUUUGUGAACGUUUAUAUGCAAUAUCAACAUUUCAAUGCAACAUUUGGAGUGAGUGGGCGCUGUUGCUGAUGGGACUUAACUAUGUGAAUGUCUUGUAUGUGUUUUCUUUUUUUUUUCAGUACAUCAAUAAAGUAGUUUGGAAAGUUAAAUAUA
This is a messenger RNA of Thunnus maccoyii (southern bluefin tuna), 1891 nucleotides long. RefSeq lists its product as uncharacterized. The record is from RefSeq and is a predicted model, not a curated record. Bases 317 to 700 code for a protein of 127 amino acids. The transcript has 3 exons. NCBI's taxonomy places the organism in Eukaryota, Metazoa, Chordata, Actinopteri, Scombriformes, Scombridae.